AUGUUUAGUAGAACAAUUUAUCAAUUUGGAGCUAUCAGUAAGGUCUGCUAUCCAUCCUCAAUCAAAACAUCCUACCUAUUUGCCCUAUGCACUAAGAGAUCAAUUGAUCUCAUCAAACCUAGAAAUAUUUUAAAUUACUCAACAAGUAAUAUAUCUAAAGUUUCAUCGGUUAAAAAUCAAAUACAUUAUGAAAAAAAAUAUAUUGAUAAUGACAAGGUAAAAACUUUAGAAGAUCUAAUAAAAUUGGAAACUUUGGAUAAUGUAGACCCUGAAUUAAUUAAAAAAAUUAUUAAUGAAAAGACAGAUGAAUUAAAUAUUCAAAAUGAAUUAAACCUAUUGAAAAACUUACAAAAGGAGGAAAAGCAAAUUAUGACAGAUAAUAGUCCAUUGAAAAAAUUUAUUCGACCAGGUUGGAUUUUCCUAUUGAUUGCAUCAGCUACAUAUUUAUAUUUACAUAGUAUGUGGUGGAAAUAUGAAUAUACUUCAAAAGAAAGUGAAUUAAAAGAAAAAGUUGAAUAUUUAGAAAAGGAAUUGAAUGAAUUGAUAGAUGAACAUAAAAAAAGGAGACUGCCAAAGGAUGGUUUUCUUGGAUAUUUAAAAAAUCCGAAUAGUUUAUAUUCUUUCAAAUUCUGUACUUAUAAAAAAAUACAUUAA
Henningerozyma blattae CBS 6284 is the source of this 654-nucleotide messenger RNA. It is a transcript of the gene INA17, whose product is annotated as Ina17p. The transcript has a single exon. The coding region runs from base 1 to 654 and encodes 217 amino acids. The record is from RefSeq and is a predicted model, not a curated record. Lineage: Eukaryota; Fungi; Ascomycota; Saccharomycetes; Saccharomycetales; Saccharomycetaceae.